AUGCCACAGGUUGCAAUUGCUGAGCUUUCAAAUGUAGAUGGCAUCGGGCGCGAAGAAUCUAAACUAGUCAUAAAUGCAGGAAAAUCCAGUUUUACAAGAUAUCCCUUUUGUGAAUGGAAGGAAAUUUUCAAGGGUAAAUCGAAUGCGGAGAGCUCAUAUCGUGGUUCAUCAUCACGCACAUACGAGCGCAGCUCAAGCAGUUCAUCACUACACGACUUAGACGAGGAUAGUGAGAGUGAUGACUCAUCUGAAGGCGUGAGUAUUGAGAAGGUGGAGAAAGGAUUUCAAGGAUCGGGUGAUUACUCUGAUUACCGGAAGGCAGAGCAACAUCUCCUGGCACUGGUAGAAUCGAGAGACUAUGUAAUCGGUUAUGCCAACCAAGUCCAAGGUGCUUACUACCCUAAGGGUCUCAAUUAUUUCUCUAUCUCAGACGAAAUACCGGGUGACGGAAACUGCCAGUUUAGAGCAGUAGCUUUACUAUUUUGGCAGGAUCAAAAUGAUCACAGGUCCCUCAGAAGAACGGUCGUGGAGUACAUGAGGGCCAAUCCAGAGUCCUUCCGUCCCUAUAUUACUGAAGGGUGGGAAACAUACUUGAGAGAAAUGGCCGAAGAUGGGACGUGGGGAGACCAUUACACCUUGACCGCCAUGGCUGCUCUAUACCAGCGCAGAUUUGUCGUCGUUAGUGAGAGGAGCAGUGGUGUAUCUGUCACGCACGUAUACCGGGAAGAAGAUGAAGAUUCCUCCAAAUCAGGAACAUAUUUCCUCUCCCUGAGGGGGGACCAUUAUGAGGUUUUUGUUCCAGGGUACGACGGGAAUUCAGACUGA
Molecule: messenger RNA, 825 nt
Organism: Melampsora larici-populina 98AG31
Lineage: Eukaryota; Fungi; Basidiomycota; Pucciniomycetes; Pucciniales; Melampsoraceae
Exons: 5
Coding region: 1-825 (274 amino acids)
Biological process (GO): protein deubiquitination
Molecular function (GO): cysteine-type deubiquitinase activity
Source: RefSeq, a predicted model, not a curated record